Messenger RNA from Vanrija pseudolonga, 2455 nucleotides. RefSeq lists its product as uncharacterized. The coding region runs from base 17 to 2455 and encodes 812 amino acids. NCBI's taxonomy places the organism in Eukaryota, Fungi, Basidiomycota, Tremellomycetes, Trichosporonales, Trichosporonaceae. Gene Ontology annotation, molecular function: protein binding. The record is from RefSeq and is a predicted model, not a curated record. The transcript has 4 exons.
GCAUCACACUAUCAAGAUGAGCACGUACGGCCGCGAGGCCGCCGUCGCGGUCCUCGCUGGGCCGAAAGACACCCGCGACGCGGCGCCAGCUGGCGCUGCGUCGCCCGACACUGGCGGUGCUGCUGCCUCCCCCGACAGCGCCGAGCCCGCCACCGCCGGCCCGACGACGCUCGCGUCCCUCCCCCCCGAGCUCCUCGACCACAUCCUCUCCCACGUCCCCCCGCGCCAGCGCCAGCGCGCGGCCCUCGCCCUCUCCCAGGUCCUUCGCCACCAUGCGCCGGACACGCGCCAUAUCUGGGCGCAUAUGCCCGUUGGCUCGGCACGCCAGGUCAUGCCCCUCUGGCGCAGGCUGAUGGUCGAGCAGAACAAGGCGCGCGGCGGGGGCGCGGGGGUCGUCAAGACUUUUGGAAUGGAAUCGUGGCGCGGCGACGCCGACAUUCUCAACAACGCGCUCCGCUGCAUGCCGUACAUCAACACCCUCCUCGUCAACGUCGGCACAAACUUUGCCCCCGAGCACCUCCAGGAGAUGUUUGAGCGGCCCCGCCCGCAGAUGGAGCGCAUGGAGAUGCGCUUCAGGCCGUAUGUCGAGCAGGCUUCGUAUUACCAGUUUUUGAAGGGCUCCUACUUCGACGCUGCCGUCGAAACCCUCUACAAGAACUGGCCCGAGACGCCCUCCUUCACGCACAUCUCCCUCGUACAGGACCUGCCCCCGCGCGUGACGGCGCCGCCGACGCGCGCCCACUCGCCCGCGCCGUCGCUCGCCAACAGCUUUGCCGACCUCAGGCUCGUCAGCCGGUUCCCGACGGCCGCACCAAGCGCCGCGACGAGUGUGGCGGGCAGUGUGGCACCGAGUGCUGUGGCCAGUGCUGCGGCCAGUGCCGCUGGUAGCGUCCCGACUAGCACCGCUGGCAGCGUCCCGCCCAGCACCGCAGCCAGCGUUGCCAGCGGUGCCGCAACCCCCGACGCCGGCUCCGACACCGAGUCGGGCAACUCUGGCUCGGAGGAGUCGACCACCCCGCCCACGUCCUUGUCCGAGGCCGACGACUCGCUCGAGUCCAAGGGCUUCACCCGCAAGGGCCCGUUCCCCUACCUCUCGGAAUGCCUCCAGCACCUCAAGCCCAAGACGUUUGCCCAGCCCAUCGUGUUCUUCGACAUCAAGUGCAUGGCGCGUUUCGGCGCUGCGCCGGUCGCGAAGCACCUCACGCACCUGCGUCUGCGUGUGCCAAGCCGCGACCUGGCCCUCGUGCUCGUCUCCCCGCCGCCCAACACGCGCCUCUUCCCGUCGCUGCGCUACCUCGACCUGUCGACCAGCAAUGUCCGCCUCGACGCCGUGUUCGCCACCCUUCUGCGCCAGUACGAGCGCCUUGAGCACAUCGUUCUCGACCGCGUCAACCUCUUUGCCUUCUCGGCGAGAGAGCGCGGCAACGACAUGUGCAAGGAGCUCGGACAGCUGUGUGUCGGCGCUGGACUCGCCCGCGGCAAGGAGCGCGAGCGCCUGAUUGCCGCGUGGGACACGGCGCAGCGCACGCGCGUGGCGCAGCAGGAGAUUGCGCUCCGUCAGGCCGCGGCGCGCCGCGCGUCAGAGGACGAGUCUGACGCCGACGAGGACGACGAGGUGCGCGAGGAGCGCCGUGCCCUCCGCGAGGCCGAAGCCGCGCGCGAGGAGAUGCAGCGCCAGAUUGCCUUGUCCCGCUCGCGGCGUAACCGCCCGGCGCCGGCUUCACACUCGACCUUUUCCCUGCGCGACCGCCCGUCGCGCCGCGGUGCCGCCACCUCCACCGGGCCGGCCGUGUCCGCUGCCGACCUCCCGCCGCAGGACAAGGCCUACUUUGUCCUCCCGCCCCUGCCGACGAUGAAGACGAUCUGUAUCGGCGGUGAGGCCCCGCUCAUCUCGACGUUCAAGGUGUCGCACUGGGAGGAUGAGUUCCACAGUGGCUGGCGCGAUGGCCUGGCCAAGUUGCACGGGUGGGCGGUGCACAUUGCCGACAAGUACGAGCGGGCCGUCAAGAAGGCCAACGAGUUCAAGGAGGCCGAGGUCAAGGCACCGUCGGCCCAGAAGGGCAAGAGCAAGGGUAAGGCGGCGGCGCCAGUCAACAAGGUGCGCCCGCCGACCGAUAUCCGCCUGUUCCGCUUUGCGCGCCCCGACGAGCCGCUGCCCGACUGGGACCCGCGUGACCCGACGGUCGGGCUCAUCGAGGUGGACGUCUCGGACGCGGCGCCGCGCGCCUACCUCGACGGGUACAAGCAGGCGAUUGCCGAUGCCGAGCUGUACACGCACUCGCAGGCUGUGCGGCCGCCGUGCGUGCUCUGCACUGUGCCCGGGUGUGAUGGCCCCUCGCGCCGCGGCGAGGAGGGCGAGCGCGUCGACGGUCGCGGUGGCAUGCUGGGCAAGCACAAGGACGGGUGCGGGCAUGCCAUUGGCGAGGAGAUGUGGGGGUGGGAGGGAGUUGUGUGA